AUGACCGAUCUUCUUGGAAAUCGUGGAGUGAAAUUAGAUUCGGUCAUACUGACAAAGGUUAACCCUUCUCCCACACCCGUGAAGUCUACCCGGAUAAUCUGUGAUCGAUCAGCAGAGAAGAAGUACCAACUGGGUGAUAAAAAUAAGCGGAACAUUUUGGCCAAUCCGAAUGAUGGCUCUGUGCAUGCAGUGCGUUGGAAUAAAUCAAUACGGACCCCAACAACACAGCCUAAGACCUAUUACGUGAGCGGCGGAAAUGGAUCAGCCAUGGUUGAGGCAGUGUUGAACCGUCUGGGUUGGGUCCGAUAUCUGGACAAGGAGAGCGCGGUCCAGUUUCGCUGGGUUCAAUGCCAUCAGCAGAUUCACUAUGCCGACUUCAAAGAAGGUUUACAUCUGGUUAACCACAUACCCAACUGUGGUAUACUGACAAACAAAUUGGGACUCCUGCUCAGUCUCCGUGAGUAUGAACGCCGAUAUCAGCUUCGUUACGGAAGAGCCCCAUCUGUGAGCAUGCACGAUUUCUUCCCGGAAACCUACAUUGCGGAUGACCCAGUUGAACGUGACGCCUUCUUUGCAGCUUACGAAAGCAGUGAGACAAAAGUCUGGAUCAGUAAACCGAUCGCGAUGAAUCAAGGCAAAGGAAUAUUCCUUGUACGUGAUAUCAGCGUAUUUAAAACCAUUUUGGAAGAUCGUGACAAUGAAGCAAAGGCACUAUCGAUUGGACUUGCUCCCAGAUUAAUCCAAAAUAGUUACAUUGCAAUCAUAAAAUGUACAGCGGUCCCAUGUCUUGUCAUCGUCAAACUUCCAUCCACGGUCUACUUCACCAUUCAGUACAUUCAAAAGAAGUCCCCCAACUAUGCUCAGGUGAAGAAUGAGACGGUUUGGACGAUCGAUCAGCUGAAUGACUACAUAAAUCGAUAUUACCGAGUAUCAAAAUGUCUUCCCUUCGAUUGGGUGAAGACCGUGUUGCAAUAUCGCAUUCGGCGCAUCAUCCACCGAACCUUCCUCGCUGUGAAGAACCGCCUGGCAACGCGAUUGGGCAUGUUCCAGCUGUAUGGAUUGGACUUUCUCCUGGAUGACCAGUUCCAGGUUCACAUCAAUACCUCUUUGUUUACCCAGCCCUGGCUUCUGGAAGUCAAUUCAAACCCUGCAAUGGCCACAAACUGUGAUGCGCUGAAAUCAGUCCUACCAGAUCUAAUUGAGAAAUCCAUACAUAUCAUCCUUGAAUGCUUUGAAAAGGCACAGCAAGGAGAGCCACUCCUUCCAAUGAACGGACUGCCUAACCAUAACAGCUCAUCCCACAGCGUUAGACUUGAAAUUACGGAAGAUGUCGAUACGGGAGAAAAAACCGAUCGCUCCAAACUUUUGGAUCGUUUGGGGUUACCAGAAGGAUUUGUUCUUAUUUACAAGGAAUCAGAUGCAGCCUUCAGAGCCAGAUGGCCCAUGGCUCAGUCUACACCUUUAAGGGGUUGGGUAGCCCCUAGAUUCAAGCCUCCCGUGCCCCCAGGAUACCGCUCCUGCUCCGGAACCCCACGAUCAGCUCGACCAGAGAUCGGUGGUCAGGAUACAGGUAAAGGAAAGGUGUCCAAAAACUCAGAUUAUGUUUCAGUCAAUCAGCUGUCUCUCAAACGGUUGAGGACCAACAGCAAAGUUGUUGAAUCAUUCCAGCUUGGAGAACAGAUCAUACGCAAUUCCUUGUUGCGGCGUGAAUCAUCUUUGAUUACUCGUCAAAAGAAGGCCUUUCCUCUAAACUUAGAACACGUUGGACGACAGGUUAGCUUACCAGCCCCACUUGUCCAAAUUGAUAGACCUGUGAAAGCUACCCAGGCUUUCAUACCCAAAUUCCGAGUACCCACAAAUGGUUUGCACGAUAGUCUACUACGCAAAAGUAUUUCACUAAAUGAUGUGGUUCGAGAUUCGCGUGAUGCGUUAAGCCAAACCGUAUCGAAUCGAAACCCUUCUUUAGCAAAGUUUAUUCCUGAAGAAGUGAGACAGGGUCUUGGGAACCGGUUAAGGCCCUUGUUGGCAGUACCAAUGUUUAACGACAUGAAACAAGAUCCAAAAAAAGACAAAUCAACAAAACCAACUGAAACUUGUGAACUUGGCACAGCUGAUCUUCCAGCACAGGGGCUUGUGAAUACUCUGCCUGUCAAUGCUAGUUCAACCUCAUACACCACAGCUACGUCGCCAGAAAAAGAACUCAGUGCUCACUCCUGA
Opisthorchis viverrini is the source of this 2217-nucleotide messenger RNA. RefSeq lists its product as hypothetical. Bases 1 to 2217 code for a protein of 738 amino acids. The record is from RefSeq and is a predicted model, not a curated record. Gene Ontology annotation, biological process: protein modification process. NCBI's taxonomy places the organism in Eukaryota, Metazoa, Platyhelminthes, Trematoda, Opisthorchiida, Opisthorchiidae. The transcript has 8 exons.